Molecule: messenger RNA, 1085 nt
Organism: Aspergillus caelatus
Lineage: Eukaryota; Fungi; Ascomycota; Eurotiomycetes; Eurotiales; Aspergillaceae
Product: putative GPI anchored protein
Exons: 3
Coding region: 190-855 (221 amino acids)
Source: RefSeq, a predicted model, not a curated record
CUUCUAACCCGAAAAGACGUUAGACAAGCUUUUGAGUUUUUCUUUUUGCCCCUGGCCCUGAAUCCGAGGAUAAAACGACAGACACGACUUUUCAAAUACUUAAACCACCAAAUUACUCUGAACCCCUUUCUUUCUCCGUGUUUACAAUUUGACCACCCGAAGAAAUAACUGUCUAUCACUUAAACUACCAUGGCCGUGAAACUGCUUAUGGGCCUGGCGAUGGCUGGCCUCAUCUCAGCGAGUUCCAGCGUGACUUCUAUGUUUCUCCUUGGCUUAGACCCACAACACUUGGAAGCUUCUAUCGUUGGGAAUGAUGCCACUGCGACAACCUAUAGUAUUACUUGUGCUCCGAGGCCGACCGUGAGCGUGAGCGAUGACGAUGACGAUGACUAUGAUUGUGGCUUAGGGCCUGGUCUCACUCUCACAGCUGCGUCGCCGACGACUAUCAUAGAGCUGAAUGAAAAGCCGGACUUUUUCUACACCGUCAACUGCUCCGUGGCCGGAACGACCUCUGCCGUUUGCACUGAAAUUGCCGGUGGGCCUGAGGCCAACUUCCCGGGAACUACUAUCUCAACUAUUCAGCAGAGCGAAAUGGCCUUCGUACCGGUAACGAUCACCGCUGGAUCUGUUACCAGCGUGGCUGCGACCGCGACCGCUUCGGCUACCACGACGGCCGAGUCGGGCAGUAAGGCCACUACCUCAGCGGCCCAGACUUCUUCGAAAUCUUCUACUUCCUCUUCGGGCUCGAGCUCCAGCUCUUCAGCUGUCAGCACCGGUGGUAUGCCCCAGAUUACUGGAGAUGCCGGUAUGCUGUUCGGUGGUGCUGUCGUGGCCUUGGCCGCUGCUGUUCUGUGAACACAGAGAGUAAUAUUUGGGUGAUUAGUCCACGAAGACGCCUGGCUACCCCAUCUCCGGUGAUUAAUUUGCUUUUAUACUUCGCCCAGGGACUAUGCUAUAAUGGUUUAGAGGCCUAAUAUGUAUAGUGGCACGGUCUCUUCUCGGAUGUACUUAUCACUUAUAUCACAUGUAUUAUACGACGCUUUGUAUAUGUAGUUACGUCUAAUGUAUAUGUCACAUGAGAGUUA